AAACAUAUUUAGGGGCCCUAAACCCUUAAGGACAAGAGCCUAGUAACAGUUCAACAGUGAACUGCUCACCCAGUAAAUGUCUGACCUACAGGGACCCUGAACCAGAGGCACAUUAAGGAGUCUCUAAUGCAGCUGCCUCCCUUCAGGAGUAGUGAAGGGACAUGACAUGCCUAUCCGCUGCCCAGUCAGCCUGGCAGUACACGGCUACGCCAGAACUGAGGAUUGUGUUUACACUUACACCUACGUGCACCUUUGACACUGCCCAUCCAAACUCACUCUCCCCUGCGCCCAAAUGGGAGCCUCCAGACCGUUCCUGUCUGAUGCUGACCGCAAGGAUGGCGCUAGGAAGAGAAGGUUCAGCGAAGGGCGAUCGACUGACUGAAGGUUGGGCCUCCAAGCGUCCUGGAACUACAACUCCCAAGAGGUCGUGCGAUGGACGCCAUCUUUUGCCCUGUCUGGCUAAAUUGCCAGCCCCAGAAAGGGCGAUGCUAUUUUAUGUCCUCGGCGCGCGACUGCUGUCGCGGAGUGAUAACGUACGCGCAGAGGCUUGGAGCUGUCAAUCAGAGCCCGGCCAGGUCCCGGCGGAGGCCCGCACAGGGCUGGCGCGGCCAUGGCGGCCGUGUUUGAUCUGGACUUGGAGACAGAAGAAGGCAGCGAGAACGAGGGCGAGCCAGAAUUCAGCCCAGCGGAGGUGUGUCCCCUUGCCGAGUUGAGGGCUGCUGGCUUGGAGCCUGUGGGACACUAUGAGGAGGUGGAGCUGACUGAGACCAGCGUGAACCCCGGCAUGGAGCGCAUCGGGCCCCACUGCUUUGAACUGCUGAGAGUGCUGGGCAAAGGGGGCUAUGGCAAGGUGUUCCAGGUGCGAAAGGUGCAAGGCACUAACUCGGGGAAAAUAUAUGCCAUGAAAGUCCUGAGGAAGGCCAAAAUCGUGCGUAAUGCCAAGGACACAGCACAUACUCGGGCUGAACGGAACAUUCUAGAGUCAGUGAGGCAUCCCUUCAUUGUGGAACUUGCCUAUGCCUUCCAGACAGGUGGCAAACUCUACCUCAUCCUGGAGUGUCUCAGCGGUGGUGAGCUCUUUACACAUCUGGAGCGAGAAGGCAUCUUCCUGGAAGACACAGCCUGCUUCUACCUAGCUGAGAUCACCCUGGCUCUGGGCCAUCUCCACUCCCAAGGCAUCAUUUACCGAGACCUCAAGCCUGAGAACAUCAUGCUCAACAGCCAGGGCCACAUCAAACUCACAGACUUUGGACUGUGCAAGGAGUCCAUUCAUGAGGGCGCUGUCACUCAUACAUUCUGUGGCACCAUUGAGUACAUGGCCCCUGAGAUUCUGGUGCGCAGUGGCCACAACCGGGCGGUGGAUUGGUGGAGCCUGGGGGCCCUGAUGUACGACAUGCUCACUGGAUCGCCACCCUUCACUGCAGAGAACAGGAAGAAGACUAUGGACAAGAUCAUCAAGGGGAAGCUGGUGCUGCCCCCCUACCUCACCCCAGAUGCCCGGGACCUUGUCAAAAAGUUUCUGAAGCGGAAUCCCAGCCAACGGAUUGGGGGUGGCCCAGGGGAUGCUACUGAUGUGCAGAGGCACCCCUUCUUCCGGCACAUCAACUGGGACGAUCUCCUGGCCCGCCGUGUGGAUCCCCCUUUCAGGCCAAGUCUGCAGUCAGAGGAGGAUGUGAGUCAGUUCGACACCCGUUUUACGCGGCAGACACCAGUGGAUAGUCCAGAUGACACAGCCCUCAGUGAGAGUGCCAAUCAGGCCUUCCUAGGCUUCACAUACGUGGCCCCUUCCGUCCUGGACAGCAUCAAAGAGGGCUUCUCCUUCCAGCCCAAGCUGCGCUCCCCACGUCGCCUCAACAGCAGCCCCCGGACCCCAAUCAGCCUGCUCCUGCCUGAGGCCUUUGCACUGGCUCCUUCUCUUUGCCUGGAAUGCUCCACACCUGAGGGCCAUGUGGGUGCCUGCUCACCUCCCGUGAGACCCAAGAUGACCUUGAUUGCUAACUGCUGUUUAUUACAGCAGUCCACUCACCCUGUACUCUCCAGACCCCUAAACCUGCUCUAUAUAUUCUCCACAGCUUACGCUGGAUACGGGUCUACCUGUCUUUUUUGUUGCUUUACCUUACACCUCCACCAGAAUAAGCUGUGGGAAGACAUUUUGGUGGCCAAGGACCUAAAACAAUACCUGGUACAUAAUAGAUGCUCAAGAAAUACAGCCUCCUCCUGAAUGUGUCAAAACUGCCCUCCUGGGGGUAGGAGGGUGGUAAGGGGAGAGAGAAGGGAAGGAAGGGGCCUGAGCAUUUGGCAUCAGUCUUGACUCUUCUGGAGGCUGGGAUGGAGGGAUGUGGAUGAACACAGAACCAACCCCUAAGCCUCUGCUUGGCUGGGUCCCAGGACAGGGGUCCCUGGGGGCCCUCUUCCUCCUAUAGCUAUGGGGCUGCCCCAGCUGCAGAGUUUCCGCUCAGUAACCUGUCGUCCCUGAGGGCCUCAAGCAAGCAGGGCUGAGGCUGGGGGUGGCGGGUGCAGCUGGCAGAGGAAGCCUGCGGUUGGAAAGUCAGGUAGAGCGUGGAGGGGGGGGAGGGGUAUGAGUGCGGCCCUUCCCUCAGCCUCUGGGUCCCAGGAACACAAACAGGAGCCAUGCUGGGGUUCAGCUCAUGAGAUGACCAGGUAGGGUCUACCCCAGGGGCCUCACAGUGGGGCUGGACCUGGAGUGGGGUGCUAGACUCUGAGUUGGACCCAGCUUCUGCCCAGUGAUGCUUUUCCUGGGUCUUGCCUCUCUUUGCCCUGGGUCCUAGUAGGGGAACCCUUCCAUAGCUCCUGGGACCCAGACAUUCCACCCCAACCUCCUGGAACCACCCUGCACUGCUUCAAGAAAGAAGCAGGCACUAACACUCACCAUUGGUCUGCUGGCCUCCUCACAGGGCUCUCACCUCUGGCUCUAGAUGUAUUGAGAAGUGAGCUCUGGGUGCUCAACUGCAGCUAGGGGUUAUCGACCCAACACUUCCGCUUCCUGUCCACAAUACCCCACCCGCACUUGCCUGCUGCAGGACCCUGGUGGGGCUGGGGCCUCUUGGGACCACCCCAUACCACAUCAAAUUCUCCAAGUUUCUCUGGGGGAAGCUGGAGCCACAGGCCUGUAACCAGGCCUCUGAGGAGGGACCAGGCACCCAACUCAAAGCCGGAUGCAGCCUUGGAUGUGUCUUUUUUUUUUCUUUAAGACAGAGUCUCAAUAUGUAGUUCAGGCCGGCCUUGAAUUUACUAUGUAGCUUGAGUGCUAGGAUUACAGGCAUGCACCACCAUGCCCAGCAAUGUCUGUAAGUCUUCUGCCUUUGUUUCUCUGACUUACAGAAUUUAGGGGAGCAAUGUGUGGUUAUUUGGGGACCACAGACGUUUCACAGUCAUGAUUUCCAUGCUCAUCUGUCCCCAGGUUUGCAGACUUCCCUUCCCAAGCCCACUCUUGCAAUGGCAGGUCAAGCCAAGCUUUUAGAAAGAAAAUUUUAUUUGGAAUGAAAAAUAUAGGGUUCAUCCCUGCCAUUUCUUCUGGGGAGGAAGAGAGAGUUGGGUGUGGGAGGGAAAUGGUCCCUCAGAGUCCAAGUGAGCUUGCCUUGGUGUAAAAA
Fukomys damarensis (Damara mole-rat) is the source of this 3611-nucleotide messenger RNA. RefSeq names its product ribosomal protein S6 kinase B2 (gene Rps6kb2). Bases 611 to 2221 code for a protein of 536 amino acids. Gene Ontology annotation, molecular function: protein serine/threonine kinase activity; ATP binding. The transcript is spliced from 15 exons. Gene Ontology annotation, biological process: protein phosphorylation. Lineage: Eukaryota; Metazoa; Chordata; Mammalia; Rodentia; Bathyergidae. The record is from RefSeq and is a predicted model, not a curated record.